Corylus avellana is the source of this 1469-nucleotide messenger RNA. Its product is annotated as hydrolase family protein / HAD-superfamily protein. Gene Ontology annotation, cellular component: mitochondrion. The record is from RefSeq and is a predicted model, not a curated record. Lineage: Eukaryota; Viridiplantae; Streptophyta; Magnoliopsida; Fagales; Betulaceae. Gene Ontology annotation, biological process: glycerophospholipid biosynthetic process.
GGGCAGUUUGGCAAACGAAAGGAGAUUUCCAGAGCUUUCCUCAUUUUCAUCAGCUACAAGAUGAGCUUUGGAAUCCUCAGAAGGGCUUCACAAACGCGUCAUCGUCCAAACACAAAGCAACUGCCGUCACUUCUUUCCCUACUAUUUUCACGCUCGUUCUCUCAGCUUUGCUCGCAAUCCCAACGGCCUUCUUUUGGUAUUGCGUUCGACAUCGACGGUGUCGUUUUGCGCGACCACACUCCCAUCGGAGGAUCCCCACUAGCUUUGAGAAGGUUAUAUGAUGACUCUGGUGCUUUGAAGAUUCCUUAUGUUUUCUUGACAAAUGGAGGUGGUUUUCGUGAAUCCAAAAGAGCUUUAGAGUUAAGUGAACUCUUGGGUGUAAAAAUUUUGCCAUCACAGGUGUUACAGGGCCAUUCUCCUUUUAGACAGCUAGUGAAUAGAUAUGAGAAUGAAUUCAUUGUAGCCGUUGGAAAAGGUGAACCUGCUGCAGUGAUGUUUGAAUAUGGAUUUAAAAACGUGAUGUCGAUAGAUGAAUAUGCAUCCUGCUUUGAUGACAUUGAUCCACUGGCAAAAUACAAAAAAUGGACAACUAAGCUGGUUACUAAUCAAAGUAGCAGUUUUGAGCAGAUAGCUCCAAGAAAGAGUGUUUACUCGCAGAGAGUUCAGGCGGCAUUUAUUGUCAGCGAUUCUGUUGACUGGAGCAGAGACAUUCAGGUCCUCUGUGACAUUUUAAGAACCGGAGGUCUUCCUGAAAGGGAAAUUGGACACCAACCACCUCUAUAUUUUGCACAUGAUGACCUUAAAUACCAGGCUACUUUUCCUUCUGAACGUCUUGGCAUGGGAGCUUUCAGAAUUGCAUUAGAAUCCAUUUUCAAUAGAAUUCACCCUAAUGCUCUGGAGUAUACAUCUUUCGGGAAGCCAAAUCCAUUUGUAUUCAAGAAUGCUGAAACUUUACUAAAGCAACUUGCAUCAUCUCUUGACCAUGAACUACCUCUUGUGAACCAUGCAAUUGAUGAAAGUCAUUUCAAGACACUAUAUAUGAUAGGAGAUAAUCCUUCAGUUGACAUCAAAGGUGCACAGCAGGCAGGACAUCCCUGGUUUUCCAUUCUGACUAGGACGGGGGUUUUUAAGGGAAAGGAAAAUGAUGCCGAUUUUCCAGCAGACCUGGUUGUUGACACCGUAGAAGAAGCAGUGGACUAUAUUUUGAGAAAGGAGUGCACCUCAUUAAAUUUAUAGAUCCGUUACUUGUCCUCAAGGUUUGAAUUUUUUUUACUGGUGAUCGAGAGAUAUAUGGAGGAAGCAGUCUAGGUCUAGGAAUGUUAUCUAAACUAAACAACGAUGACCUACCUAGUUCCUGCUAGUUUUGCAUAAUCUGAUCAACUCAUUUUGUUAACCAUUUUCAAAUAUUUUCUGUAAUGACAUUGAUUCAUAAAAAAUUAUUCAUUUAUUUAAAGGACUUUCUUUCUUUC